Molecule: messenger RNA, 1233 nt
Organism: Salvia splendens (bonfire salvia)
Lineage: Eukaryota; Viridiplantae; Streptophyta; Magnoliopsida; Lamiales; Lamiaceae
Product: zinc finger BED domain-containing protein RICESLEEPER 2-like
Exons: 2
Coding region: 1-1233 (410 amino acids)
Molecular function (GO): DNA binding
Source: RefSeq, a predicted model, not a curated record
AUGUGUUUGACUGCUCACUAUAUUGAUAAUGAUUGGAAAUCGAACAAAAAGGUUAUUAAUUUUUGUCCAAUUUCUAGUGAUAAAGGUAUAAAUAUUGGUUUGGAAAUUGAGAAGUGCUUGCAUGAUUGGGGAAUCAAUAAGGUGUUCACGAUUACUGUUGAUAAUACUUCUUCGAAUAAUACUACAUUGGUUUAUUUGAAAAGAACUAUUAGGCAAUGGGGGGAAAGUGUAGGAAAUUGUGACUAUAUGCAUAUGAGGUGCAUUGCUCAUAUAUUCAAUUUAGUGGUGCAAAAAGGCUUGAAAGAGAUUGGGCCUUCGGUGAAGAAAAUCAGAAAUGCAGUUCGGUUUAUUAGGCACUCAUCUACAAGGCUAGGCAAAUUUAAGGAGUGUUGUGAACUAGAAAAAAUAUCUAGUAAGAGCAUGUUGUGCUUAGAUGUUGCAACUCGAUGGAACUCAACAUUCUUCAUGUUGGAAGUUGCGACAACUUUUGAGAAAACUUUCUAUAGGUAUGAGUUGAUAGACUCAUCAUAUAAAAAGGAUCUUGAAGUAAGGCAUAAGGAUCUUGAAGUUGAUGAUGAUGAUGAUGAUGAGAAUGAGGAUGUGGAUGGAGAUAGAGUUCACGGGGUGCCAAAAGAGGAAGAUUGGAGGAAAGCAAAAUUAAUGUUGAAUUUCUUGAGGAUUUUUUAUGAGGCAACUAAUAGGAUUUCUGGAUCUUUAUAUGUUACAUCUAAUUUAUUUCUUCAUGAGAUUUACAAAGUGCAUGCAUUGUUGAAGGCUUUCAUAGAGGAUGAUGAUUUUGAAUUGAGUAUCAUGGCAAAGAAAAUGAAAGAAAAAUUUGACAAGUAUUGGGGGAAUCCUAGGAAGAUGAAUAAGCUCAUUUUCAUGGCUGUUGUUGUUGAUCCUCGAUACAAGUUGAAGUUGGUGAAACUUGUGUUGGCACAUAUGUACGAUGAGGAGUUGGCUAACUCAUUUGGAAAUGAAGUUGAGGCUGAAUUAGUUAACAUGUGUGGUGAUUACAGACAGUCAAUUGUCCAACAAAAUGUAGGACAUGCAGAAUUGAAAUUGAAUGCUACACGCGAUGAUAGUGAUGUAUUGAAGAAUGCUAUGAAAAUGGUGGGUUCCUUGUAUGAGACUUUUCACCAAAGGCAGGAUGAAGUCAAUGAUGUACAUAAAUAUCUUAAGGAGGAUAUUGAGAGUGGUGGGCCAAAAUUUGACCUUUUGGAUUGCAUCUGA